AUGGCACCUGAGCCCACCCUCCUCCGAACCAUCACCACCCUCCUCAACUACGAACGUCUAGUCAGUGAUCCCCACUACAAACGCACCAGUCUGCACAGCAGCACCAUCGCAGACCAAACCAUACUUCCUCGUCUGGAAGGAAACGCAUUUAACAAAAAGCGUCCUGCCAGCAUUCAAAAAAUCAACGUUCACACUUUCCACCACGAUACAUCAACCCCGGAUCCAGCUCAAGAUCCAGCUCAAGAAACCUCAUCUAUUCCAACUACCUGCACCCUCCAUCCAUCAUGCGAUCUAGCAACCCGCUCACUCUCCUCCACCCAACUCGAAACCAUCGUCUACGAAUCUCGCAGCCACGACGGCUGUUACAAAGCGCUCACCCCUCUUCUAAGAAUUCUUCGCUUUCUGUUCCUCAGAGCAACAACUAUCCAUCCGCAUCAAAAACGAAGCAGCAAAUUCAAAUUGUCCGGUCCCAAACUCCUGAGUUUCUAUUCUCUGAAGUUGGGAAAUGGGGGCGCGACAUAUGUUACCGGAGGAGAAAACGAGAGUUUUCAUUCUAUGCUUGGCUUUCCUAAACCCGGAACGAGUGUAGGUCAAAUAGUAAAAUUGGAUGAGCUUUUCGUGGUAGAUAUAUGA
Botrytis porri is the source of this 633-nucleotide messenger RNA. RefSeq lists its product as uncharacterized. NCBI's taxonomy places the organism in Eukaryota, Fungi, Ascomycota, Leotiomycetes, Helotiales, Sclerotiniaceae. The record is from RefSeq and is a predicted model, not a curated record. The transcript is spliced from 2 exons. Bases 1 to 633 code for a protein of 210 amino acids.